GCAGAAUGGUUAAUUUCUUGAAGGUGAUUCUAGCUAGAGGGCUAAAUUAUUUUUUUUUUAUGCUGCAUUCUUAUAGCUCGCUUGAAACAAGCUUAAAAAAAAGUUUGGAGGGGAUGAGAAGCAGCCAAAGCUUCGUUUGAUUGUUGAUGAGAACAGUGGGGGUUUUCCAAAUGCAAAGAAUAAUGGAAUGACCAAUACACGUUGUGAAAGCAAGCGCGAAAUGAAAGCUCCAAGUUUGGUUGCUAGGCUCAUGGGUUUGGAAUCGAUGUCAGCAGGAUCAGACAGUAAGCCCUAAAAGGCUUCAGCUUUUGAAACUUGGAGCAAUGUGGCAGACAAACUUGGUGCUCGACCUAGUGGAUCUGAUAAAGAAGAUAUGGAUUUAGAGAUGGACGAAAUAAAGAGUUUAGAAUCGGGUUUGCGAAGUUUAGAGCACCUCAUCAUUUGGAAAGCCCUAAUCCUUGUGUGGAUUCAAAGAUUUUGAAAGGAAUAUCUGUGCCUUCAUGUAAAAAUUGUGGUUAUUUUCCAAAGGUGAAAGAGUACUCAUCGUCUGUCUCGUCACCUAUCUCUAGUGACUCUGGACCUCCUUGUGAAGGUCCAGGAAGAAAUAUGCCAAGGUUGCCCAUUUUCAGUAGCAGGGAUCAACUAGAGACCCUAGAGAGAGUUUCUGAGGGUUCGUCCUCAGAGGCCACUGCUGAAAUCGAUGAUGUAUCAUACUGUACAGAACUCAUAUUGGGCGAAAGAUCUACUAGCAGAACUCGAAUGGAGAUGCAUGGCACCCGCCAAGUGAACAAUAUGAAGAAGGAUGCAUCAUCUGUCACUCAUGUGGUUAAUCAGAAGCAAAAUGAAAUAUCUCAGAAUAGUGAGAGGGGUCUUAUGAAGUCUAAGCCAAGUAGUUUGCAGAGCAUCAGAGUUUUAGCAGCUGCAAAAUCUAUGAAUAAUACCCAAAAUUUUGUUGCACAGAAUAAAAGGCCUAGCAGGAAAGAUGAUUUGUGUGAUGAUGGUGAUGUAUCUUCUAGAAAUACUUGCAUAAAUUUCCAGGCCAUACCAGAUUCAGCAGUAACAGAUUUAGUUGGGAAUUCACUUGAUCACCAUAGUUCAAGAUGUGUUCUUGAAGCUGCCUUUUCAACUGACAGCUACCUCUCCUGUAGUCCCAAUAGUAGCUCAAGUAUGGUCUCCGAUUCGACAUUUUACUAUUUGCAUACUUCCUUUCUUUCCCUCAAAUACAUAAAUUAAAAAAUAAGACAACUCUGAACUUGGAUUUCAUGCAUCCAU
Capsicum annuum is the source of this 1272-nucleotide messenger RNA. RefSeq lists its product as uncharacterized. Lineage: Eukaryota; Viridiplantae; Streptophyta; Magnoliopsida; Solanales; Solanaceae. The coding region runs from base 607 to 1233 and encodes 208 amino acids. The transcript has 3 exons. The record is from RefSeq and is a predicted model, not a curated record.